UCAACACGAGAUCCCCGAAUCUGACAUCUCUGUUUGGUACAUGCUUUGCUUGAAUUUUAAGGAGAUGUAAGUGAGUGUUGUACCUCCAGAAAUGUUUUAAACUGGUUUAUUUUAGCAUAUUUUUGUGAAUAAAUAAUUGAUCUAUAAGAUAGGCAGAAAUAUAUAAAUAACGAAGAUGACAGAAAAAUUGCGAAGAUACGAGAAAAUUGAUUUCCUAGGAGAAGGGCAGUUCGCCACUGUUUACAAAGCCAAAGAUAUCGAAACGUCAAAAAUUGUUGCUGUUAAAAAGAUCAAAGUUGGAAGUCGCGCGGAAGCUAGGGAUGGAAUAAAUAGAACUGCACUGAGAGAAAUCAAAUUGUUACAAGAACUGAAACACGAUAAUGUGAUUGGUUUAUUAGAUGUUUUCGGCUAUAAAUCAAAUGUGUCUUUAGUGUUUGAUUUUAUGGAUACAGAUCUGGAAAUUAUAAUAAAAGACAGCAAUAUUGUCUUAACUUCUGCUAACAUUAAAUCGUACAUGAUUCAAACUCUUCAAGGAUUAGAUUAUCUCCAUUACAAUUGGAUACUCCAUAGAGACUUGAAACCAAAUAAUUUACUUGUUAAUGGAGAAGGUGUUUUGAAAAUUGGUGAUUUCGGUUUAGCCAAAUUCUUUGGUUCACCAAAUAGGUUAAAUACACAUCAAGUGGUGACAAGGUGGUACAGGUCGCCUGAAUUAUUGUAUGGUGCCAGACUCUAUGGAACUGGAAUAGAUAUGUGGGCAAUUGGGUGUAUAUUAGCAGAACUUUUAUUACGUGUACCAUUUUUACCUGGGGAAUCUGAUCUGGAUCAGCUUACCAGAAUAUUUCAGACGUUGGGUACACCCACCGAAGAGACGUGGCCAGGAAUGACUGAACUACCAGAUUUCAUUCAGUUUAAACCGUUUCCUGGAACACCGUUAAAACAUAUAUUUACCGCUGCCGCCGAUGAUCUGCUAGACUUAAUCGCUAGCUUUUUAAACGUGAAUCCUUUAGAAAGGUGUACAUGCGACCAGGCUCUUCAAAUGCCAUACUUUAGCAAUAAACCAGCGCCAACACCUGGACCUAAGUUACCUCUUCCAACAACCGUGAAACGACAACCAGAGGAGAAACCUAGUCUAAAGAGGAAAUUGCUGGAGUCAAUGGAUGGUGCUUCGCUUGCGAAAAGAUUACAGUUUUAACUAUAAAUUAAAUUAGAAUUAAUUGUGAAUUAUAGAAAUCAAUUUAAUAUCAUUAUGUUUGUUACUAUUUUUACGAUUUUUACAAAUCAUAAAUGUCAUAUACAAUUUAAAGGAGACUGAGUGAGAGAGAGAGAGAGAGAGAGGGAAAUGUGAAUAAAUUAAUUUAUAUAAAUACAUAAUAUUGCAGGUGAUAUGAAAUUGUUAAAAAACGUCAAUAAAUAUAUUUACAGUAAAGCUGGAAUCAUGUACAAUAAUAACUCAAUACUGUAUUUUUGUGACGAGACUAUUAUAUAAAUAAUCAAAAUUAAAAAUAAAAUAUUG
This is a messenger RNA of Hylaeus volcanicus, 1513 nucleotides long. RefSeq names its product cyclin-dependent kinase 7 (gene Cdk7). The record is from RefSeq and is a predicted model, not a curated record. NCBI's taxonomy places the organism in Eukaryota, Metazoa, Arthropoda, Insecta, Hymenoptera, Colletidae. The coding region runs from base 176 to 1192 and encodes 338 amino acids. The transcript has 5 exons. Gene Ontology annotation, molecular function: RNA polymerase II CTD heptapeptide repeat kinase activity; ATP binding; cyclin-dependent protein serine/threonine kinase activity. Gene Ontology annotation, biological process: positive regulation of transcription by RNA polymerase II; protein phosphorylation. Gene Ontology annotation, cellular component: transcription factor TFIIK complex; cytoplasm; transcription factor TFIIH holo complex.